CGACUUCUCAUCUGAAUGUGAUUUAUAAUCAGGCUCUGGGGAGGCAGGUCCACUGGGGGAGGCAUAGGCAGGAGUUGAAAGGAAAGGAGAGAAGGAAGUACACACUAUUUGUUUUAUAGGACUUGCGGUUGGACUGAGCUGGCGCUUGCACCGCAAGGUCGGACCAGUGGAAAAGUUAACCAACGGGUGCUGCAGAAAGAGGGAGAGAGAGCUGCCUGUGUCGCAGGAAGACUUCACUACAGGCAGGACAGUGAGACAGAGAGCGAGAGGGAGCAGCGCUCCACUGGACAUACACACAGACAUGUCUGCUACUAAAGCUCUGCCCUGCCUCUGCCUUCUACUCUCCAUCGUCCUCUCAGGGAUCGUCUGCCCAGCGACUUCCAUUGGUUUACAUUGGGAACAGCAGUCUGUGAUGAAAUUAUGUCAGGACCACACCACUGGGGAUUUCUGUGAAAUAUGUGAGGAUGGAUACAUGCCUGACGUCGCUAACCACGGACGUCACUCCUGCCAGCCGUGCGCCUGUCCCCUGUCCAGCCCCUCCAACAACUUUGCAGAGCACUGUGACAGAAGCAGUAACAUCCUACGAUGCAACUGCCAAGAGGGCUAUGCUGGACAUUACUGUGAGAGAUGUGCUCCAGGUUUCUAUGGCAACCCCAUGGUGAUCGGUGACUCCUGUAAGAGUUGUGACUGUAACGGUAACUCGGACCCUAACCACAUCUUCAAUGAGUGCCACAACGUGACCGGCUUCUGUCAGAAUUGCUGGGGGGACACGGCCGGAGCCAACUGUGAACGGUGUGCCCCAGGUUUCUACGGUGACGCCAUCAGUGCCAAGAACUGCAGAGUGUGUGAGUGUAGUAAGUGUGGGACAGCUUCGUGUGAUGACAGGACAGGGACAUGUCACUGUAAGCCUGGUGUCACCGGCCAACUCUGUGACCAAUGUGAGAAGGGCCACACAGGUUUCAAUAACUGCCAGGGCUGCCAUAGUUGUGACUGCGGACCUGCCGGUCUCCGGCCCACCUGUCAUCCUCUGACCCACAGCUGCCAGUGCAAACCAGGGGCCGGAGGCCGAUACUGCGAGCGUUGCCUCCCAGACUACUGGAACUACGGCCCCUCAGGGUGUCAGAAAUGUGACUGUGCUAGCAGCCACUGUGAUGUGCACACUGGGGAGUGCCUCCCUGAAUCCACCACGGUCAACCUCUGCAACAUCAGUUGUGAUGAGUGUAUCUGGCACCUGAUUGGUGACCUGAGGCUGUCCAAUAAGACCCUGGACCAGGUGAAGGUCAGUGUGUUGAACAUCUCCACUGGGGCUGCAGCCAACGACAGGCUCAAGUACUACAACUACACCGCCCAACGUCUGCAGACACAGUUUGUGAACUGGAGGAAUAAGUCAGCUCUGAUGAGGACCCAGACUGGGCAGCUGGAGGAGGCCAGCGCUGUUCUACUCUUAGACAUGAACCAUCUUGCAGAGACGGAGAGUGUACUGAAGUCCUUGGGGGACAGAGUGGAUGACGACACACUACAGAGCUUCACUCUGGCUGAUGAGCUGACAACUAACCUUACCGCCCUCAAAGUGCUAAUUGAAGAGAUGAUCAGUGACUGGAAGCUGUACAGUGUCCAUCAGGAUCUGGACCCAGAGAUCAUCAUUCAAAAGACAGCUGUUGCCGAGGGCAUGGUGGCCUGGAUGAAGAAACUGGACCUUUCCCCACAAGAACCCAUCGCCACCGAUGAGUCAACCGAGGCCCACGACCUCCUUAGACGCAUGCGUCAGCUGGAGAAGAAGCUCAUCAGUACAGACAGCCGCGUGGCCCCGGUACGGGAGGUGCUCUCCCGCUUCACCAACAAGCUCUCUGAGGCCCAGGAGAUCCUUCAGAAGGCUGCCAACACUGUCCAGGAGACGGAAGACAUGAACAAAGGCAACACUGUCAAAUUCCAGAAGAGUGAGGCCAAGCAGCAGGAACUGAUAGAGAACCACGAAGCUGUGAAUGACACCUUGCAGAUGGCUAAAGACCUUAUCAUGGACACUGAAAAUACUGUGGCCGAGAUGCAUCUCCUGGUGCAGAACGUGACUGAAUACCACGCUGUGAUCGACGGCGCCAGCAAGGGGCUGCAGGAGAAGACUGAGGUGCUGCCCCUGACAGACAGAGACCUGGUCCUGAGAGCCCAGGACCACGCAGAGGACCUCCAGAGUCAAGCGGAUGAGCUGGAGUAUAAUCUGAAACGCAGUGAUGCCAACGGCUUCGUGCAGAAGGCUCUGGUUACAGCCAAUGUGUACAACAACAUAGUCCAGUACAUCGAAGAGGCCAACAUCACUGGACUGACAACAAUGGAUUUAGCAACAAGAGCUGAGGAUGCCAGCGAUGGAAUCAACACCCAGCUGGGGUUUCUGAAGACCCAGAGUGAGCAUGUCUUCAAGGAAUCUGUUUCAUUGCGCUCUGAGCAAUUCGAGGUUGAAGCUGAGGUUCUGGACAAGAUGAAAUACAUUGAGGAGACCAAGGAGACCAUGGGGGAUUACACCAAAAAACUAGCGGUAGUACUGAAAGAUAUCAAGGGAAUUGAGCCAGGCAGAACCACCAAGCGUCUGGAGCUCACCGAGGAGGUGGCUGAAGGCACCCUGAACCGCUCUGUGGAGGUCCUGCAGACCAUCACCCCCAUCCACGAGAAGGUGGAGGAGUGGGCCACCAACAUGAAGAACCAAGAUUACUCUGCUGCAGCCUUUGACCGCGCUGUAGUCUCUGCUGGGGAAGCAGUGGAGAACCUGUCUGAGCUGGUCCCUGAACUGCUGGAUAAGCUGCGUGUGGUGGAGGAGAAGAACCAAGUGAACAAUGUGACCACUAACAUCAUGAGGAUCAGAGAGCUCAUUGCCCAGGCCAGGAGUGUGGCCAAGAAGGUCCAAGUGUCCAUGAAGUUCAACGGUCAGUCAUCGGUUCAGGUGCAGCCCCACACCAACCUGGAGGACCUGAAGACAGUGACCACCAUCAGCCUGUUCAUCAGGGUGGACCCAGAUAAGGACCCUAUCGAGGACCGCUUCAUCUUCUAUCUGGGAGACAGAAACGGUAGGAAGGACUACAUGGGUCUGGCAAUCAAGAAUGACAACCUGGUGUACGUCUACAACCUGGGAGAGGAAGAUGUCGAGAUCCCACUUGGUUCAAAGCCUAUCAGCCAAUGGCCUCCAGUCUUCAACCUCAUCAAAGUGGAGAGGUUGGGCAGACAUGGCAAAGUGUUCCUGACCGUACCCAGUCAGACAUCCACAGACGAGCAGAAAUUCAUCCAGAAGGGAGAGGCCUUUGGCACCGACUCCCUGUUCGACCUGGAUCCUGAAGAUACUGUCUUCUUUGUGGGUGGCGUCCCCGCUGAUAUCAGGCUUCCACCUGCACUAAGCCUAGCUCCUUUUGUGGGCUGCAUCGAAUUGGCCUCUUUGAAUAACGAUGUCAUCAGUAUGUACAAUUUCAAACAGACCCACAAGAUGGAUGUAGUUGCUUCAACACCUUGUCCCAGGUAUAAGCUGGCAUUCUCACAAAGUCGUAUCGCCAGCUACCUGUUUGACGGAACUGGAUAUGCCCUCAUCAACAACAUGGAGAGGAGGGGUAAAUUUGGCAUCGUCACCCGGUUUGACAUUGCUGUUCGGACAGUGGCAAACAACGGCAUCCUGUUACUCAUGGUCAAUGGGGUAAAUAUAGCAAAAAAAUGACAACUUUUCCUGUUGGAGUUGAAGAAUGGCUUCCUACGUCUCAUGUAUGACUUUGGCUUCAGUGGAGGCCCGAUCGUCAUGGAGAGUAACUCACCCAAACUACAAAUCAACGACGCAAGAUACCAUGAGGUGUCAGUGAUUUACCAUUACUCCAAGAAGUUCAUUCUAUUGGUGGACAAGAGUCACGUGAAGUCCAUGGAGAACGAGAAAAAGACUCUGCCCUUCUCUGAUAUCUACAUAGGAGGAGCCCCCUCGCACAUUCUCCUCUCCAGGCCUGAUCUGUCCUCCCCGGUUGGGCUGAAGGGCUGUGUGAAGGGCUUCCAGUUCCAGAAGAAAGACUUCAACCUCCUGGAAGAACCUGGCACUAUUGGCAUCAGCAGCGGUUGUCCUGAGGAGUACUUUUUGUCCCGUAAAGCCUAUUUCACUGGAGAGAGCUACCUAGGGUCUGCGGCAAAGAUAUCUCCUUUCGACUCCUUCGAGGGAGGCCUUAACUUCAGGACACUGCAACCUACUGGUCUCCUGUUCUACCACAGCGAAGGGUCUGAUGAGUUUACCAUCACCCUUGAGAAUGGAGCAGUGGUAUUGAACUCCAGAGGCACCAGAGUCAAAUCACAGAAGAAGCAGUACAAUGAUGGAAUUACCCAUUUCCUGGUAGCUUCAGUGAAUAAUGACAAGUAUGAGUUGGUGGUGGAUGACAAAGACAAGCAUGAGAAGAAACGUCCGACUGCUGCCCCGUCAGCAUCCACAGUGAGGAACUUCUACUUCGGAGGCUCUCCCAGCAGCAGCAUCAAGAACUUCACUGGCUGCAUCAGCUAUGCCUACAUCAGCAGACAAGACAGAGACAUUGAGCCAGAGGACUUUCAGAAGUACACUGAGAAUGUCCAGACCUCUCUGCAGGACUGCCCUGUGAAGCGACCACCCGCUGCCCUGUUCUUGAAGCAAAGUAAGAACUCUGCCAAACCCAAGCAGGGCCAUACAAGGAAGGUGGGCAGAGAUAAGUCCAACCUCCCAAAAGGCCUGUUGGGACUGAAUAGUGAUGACCAGGAGCCAGGAGAGACAGAGGAGACGCCCUGCUACCUGUCCCCCAGGCCCCGUGCCACCCGCCAUGCCCAUCACUAUGGGGGCACUGCCAACAGCAGGCAGGAGUUCACAGACAUCCCAGGGUCCCUCUCUAAGAGGUCUCACUUCUCCCUGUCCCUGAAGACCCAGUCCUCCUUUGGCCUAAUCUUUUAUGCAUCAGAUGAGGCGGAGGACAACUUCAUGGCUCUCUUCCUGGCCCAUGGCAAGCUGGUGUACACAUUCAACCUGGGUCAGCAGAGGGUCAAGAUCAAGAGCCUGGAGAAGUACAAUGAUGGAGCAUGGCACAAUGUUAUUUUUAUCCGUGAUGGGAAUCUAGGCCGAUUAGUCAUUGAUGGGCUGACAGUGCUGGAGGACAGAGCUCAGGGCUCCAACAUUUCCUGGCACGUCAGCAGCCAACUCUACUUGGGGGGGGUGCCCCCAGGGAGGGCCCAGAGGAACAUACAGAGAAACUCUGCAUACAGCUUCACUGGCUGUGUGAAGAACCUCCAGCUGAAUGGCCAAUGGCUGUCCUCCGUGUCCCAGACCUUUGGGGUGACGCCGUGUUUCGAGGGACUCUCCGAGCCGGGGACAUACUUCUCCGAAGAGGGUGGAUAUGUUGUUUUGGAUGACACGUUCAACCUGGGGCUGAAGUUUGAACUGGUGGUGGAGGUGCGCCCCCGUGUGGCAUCAGGGGUGCUACUGCAUGUGUACACAGCAGCUGUGGAGUACCUCACCAUGUACAUCCAUCAAGGAGCAGUGAUGGUGCUGGUGAACAACGGAGUUCGUGAGUUCUUCACUCAGGUCACUCCUAGACUAGGCCUGUGUGAUGGGAGCUGGCACAGGAUCACAGUGAUUCGAGAUGCCAAUGUUGUCCAGCUGGAUGUGGACUCAGAGGUCAAUCACGUGGUUGGACCACUCAACCCCAGCACCAAGAGUGCCAGGACCCCUGUGUUCAUUGGUGGAGCUCCAGAAUCUCUUCUUCCAGCGGGCAUUGCAACUAGGAGGGCCUACACAGGCUGUAUGAGGAAGCUGACUGUGAAUGAGAGCCAAGUGAGCUUCAGUAAAGCUGCCCUGGUCAGCGGGGCCGUCAGUGUGGGCUCCUGUCCAGCUGCCUAAAGGGCCUGUCAUAACCAAUGCAGGCCAGCUCUCCAGCAACAAGACUGACCAAAUUCUGCUUCAUAACUAUCUAUCCAUAUUUUGCCAAUGCAACAUUUGUUGUUCUUUGGUAAGAGAAUGAUCCAGAAAUGUAAACCACCCUCCAUAUGAAUUAGUCUAGUUUCACAUGAGAAAAAACUGUGUUUCAAGUGUUUCUUUGAAGGACUGCAACAUGUUGUGAUUAAGGACCACUGCAUUUCCAGUGCUCAUAUUAUAGCCAACUGAAGAAGGCUUGUAAAUGCAUCUUCAUUCUCUUAAUCUACAUUGACAGUACUCAUAAAUCACACUCCCACUCCCAAAGGGACGGGUUUGUUUAGUCUACGAGAGCUGUGAUGUACUGUAGAAGUGCAACCAACUCCAGUUCCAGACAAUGCUUCCACUACCCUAUUUUGUAAUCUCAAUGUAGCCACAUCUUUGUCUUUUCUAUGUUUUUAUUCAUUUAAUGUAUAAUUUUAUUUCAAAUAAUAUAUAUAUACACUACCAUUCAAAAGUUAGAAAUGUCCUAGGUUUUUGAAAGAAAUACACAUUGUUUGUCCAUUAAAAUAACAUAAAAUGUAUCAGAAAUACAGUGUAGACAUUGUUAAUGUUGUAAAUGACUAUUGUAGCUGGAAACGGCAGAUUUUUUUAUGGAAUAUCUACAUAGGCCCAUUAUCAGCAACCAUCACCAUUCUGAAACUCGUCAGUCUAUUCUUUUGAGAAAUUAAGGCUUUUGCCCAUUUUGAAUCUUUUCUUUUUAUUGGCCAGUCUGAGAUAUGGCUUUAUCUUUGCAGCUCUGCCUAGAAGGCCAGCAUCUUGGAGUCGCCUCUUCACUGUUGACGUUGAGAACGGCCAAUGAAUAGAAUAGCUGUCAGGGGUGUGUACGGGAGGAGAAAGUCAGGUGCAGGAGAGCAGAUUGUAGGCUAAUUCCAGUCCAACAAUUAUAGCACAUAAGAACAAUAACGUGCCAAAAACACGGAACAUAGCAAAAGUAUAGAGCCUGACAAAAUCCACAUAACAAUAAACAAUUAAA
Oncorhynchus gorbuscha (pink salmon) is the source of this 6911-nucleotide messenger RNA. Its product is annotated as laminin subunit alpha-4-like. Lineage: Eukaryota; Metazoa; Chordata; Actinopteri; Salmoniformes; Salmonidae. Gene Ontology annotation, biological process: regulation of cell adhesion; regulation of embryonic development; regulation of cell migration. The transcript is spliced from 39 exons. The record is from RefSeq and is a predicted model, not a curated record. Gene Ontology annotation, molecular function: signaling receptor binding.